Messenger RNA from Naegleria fowleri, 1770 nucleotides. RefSeq lists its product as uncharacterized. Gene Ontology annotation, cellular component: cohesin complex; synaptonemal complex. The transcript is spliced from 2 exons. Gene Ontology annotation, biological process: replication-born double-strand break repair via sister chromatid exchange; synaptonemal complex assembly; mitotic sister chromatid cohesion. The record is from RefSeq and is a predicted model, not a curated record. Gene Ontology annotation, molecular function: protein binding; chromatin binding. NCBI's taxonomy places the organism in Eukaryota, Heterolobosea, Eutetramitea, Acrasida, Naegleriidae. The coding region runs from base 1 to 1770 and encodes 589 amino acids.
AUGUUCUUUGGUAAAGAUCUGCUCUCAAAGAAAGAACCUAUUGGAUUGCUAUGGCUGGCCGGAACGAUAGGAAAACGUUGCAAGCUUACAAAAAAGAAGAUAUUAUUGGUAAAUAUCCCAGCUCUGGCUGAUGAGAUCAUAUCUAAGGGAAAGAAAAUUAGCAGCAAGACUGCCAAAGGUGAUAAGGACGUGGUUGACUUUAGUGCUCAAUCAGAUCUUUCUGGGUAUUCUCUUCGUCUUUCAAGCACAUUACUUCUUGGUAUUGUUGUUAUUUAUAACAAGAGAACACAAUUCUUGCUUUCCGAGGGUAAUAUCAUGAUACAGAGGGCAAGACAAGUACAUGUUGCACUAGGAAGUGGUGAUGAUAACACUGUUCUUGAUCCUUCCAAGAGAAAUAUUGCUCGCUUUGAAGCGAUUACAAUGAAAACUCUAGAUCAUUCAAUAGAAGUCAUUGAUCCAUCACUUCUAUUGUACGAUCAAGAAUUUGUUAGAAAUUGGUACAAACUGAUUGGAGCCAAUGACAAUGGAGAGCUUAUUGUUUCUAGUCUUGAUCAAAAUACUUCCACUGAGACUAUUUCUGCAUUUGGAUUUGAGGUGGUAGAUGUGAACAGCAAUCCUUUUAUUUCUAAUAUUGUGCAUCAUGAAAAUCCAACAAACAUUACUGGCUUAGCACUUAAUGACGACAUCUUUACCGCAGGUGUGGACAUUUUCGGUCAGACAAACAACUCUGAGCUUGUUGGAAUUACAGAAAAUGCUGUAGACAAGUCAAAUCUGAUGAAUCAUUCAGACAUUGGCGGAUUUGAUGACGGCAUAGGGUUUGUACCGGACUCUAUUGUGCCAGAGUCCAAUCCAAAGAAACGGAAGAGAAAGGACGGACACUUAAUUAUCGAUGAUGAAGUUCAGAUAUCAAGCGAUAACAUGAGAACAAUGAUUGAAGAUUGCUCUGCUCUUCUUAAUGAGAGACCAUGUUGCAACGAGACUUUUAACUCUUCUUCUAUGGAUGAAUUUUUAAGGCAUCUUGGGCAAGGGAAGAUCGACAAAACCACAAUGGAUAGAUUAUUCUAUUUCAUACCUUGCGGCUAUGAUCCUUCGAACAUACAGUUUAAUCAUGACUUUGAGCAUGUAUUUAUGAGAAAUUACAAAAAGGUGAAGAUUGGACCCAGACCAGAAGAAGAUCAACACAAUAUUACACUCCAACAAAAUACUGAAAACAAUGCAAAUAAUGGCAUAGAUUUCACUGAUAUCGGAGGAUUUGAUCUAGAUAUUGAACACCCUAGAUCAGAUGUAAAUAUUGUUGAAGCACAUGAUAUGGAUGAGUUAGCAUCUAUUUUACUAGAAGAAAGUGAUCUGAAGACAGUUAUCUCACCAACAAAAGGAAUGAAUGCAUCAUUUACUGCUCAACACAGGUCCCCAGAAAAACAGCCGCUUCAGCCAAUUGAUGCUGCCGACGAUCUCAUCCAAUUUUUGGAAGAUCUUCAUGACGAGGAGCGUAAGAACAACUUCAAUGGCAACUCUAUGAUUAGCAAAAGUUGGAAUAUGCUUGCGUAUCUUCAGAAAAAGAGUGAAGAAGAGAGACACUCACGUACAGACAUGAACGAAAAAGUUUUUAUCAGCUUCAAUAAGAUUAUUCGUGAAGGAACCACCAAAAACUCAAAGAGACUGAAAUAUAAGGCAGCCCAAGGAUUUUAUCAGCUUUUAGUUCUAGCCUCCAACGGCCAUAUAGAGAUUGAAAGUCUGGAUAGGAUAUUUGUGCACUCUACCAUGGUUUGA